Messenger RNA from Esox lucius (northern pike), 2632 nucleotides. It is a transcript of the gene thrb, whose product is annotated as thyroid hormone receptor beta. Gene Ontology annotation, biological process: retinoic acid receptor signaling pathway; positive regulation of transcription by RNA polymerase II; cell differentiation. The transcript is spliced from 13 exons. Bases 857 to 2107 code for a protein of 416 amino acids. The record is from RefSeq and is a predicted model, not a curated record. Gene Ontology annotation, molecular function: RNA polymerase II cis-regulatory region sequence-specific DNA binding; nuclear receptor activity; zinc ion binding. NCBI's taxonomy places the organism in Eukaryota, Metazoa, Chordata, Actinopteri, Esociformes, Esocidae.
UAAACAACCCAACAUUUUUUCGAGUGAGGAUAAAAGGACAACUCUCCGAUUCCCUGUAGCGACCAAUCCGAGCGCUGUUGUCAGUAGCCUACAGUUUUUCCCGGGUCCAUGUUGAAGUUCAUAAUCAGACUUUCUCGCACAGUCGCUUCGUUGGGUCAUUUCAGGGCACGCGUUGCAUCGGUUCGAACCCGCUCGUCCAGUUUGGUGGUACGAAGAACACCGGCGACUACAGCACACAAUCGCGUGCACUCAGUUGGAGAGGAACGCACCGGAAGAGCGUCGGAAAAUAAUAUUUCUAUUUGACGAGCAGCGUAUGUGGCCCUGCUCCCCAACGCCAGGUGAAAUACCCAGGGACGCCAACCCCUCCUCCACCACACCAACCACACCUUUCCUCACACCCUUUUUCUUCUUUGGGGCGAUCAGCCACACUCUCCCGGGCACCACGACCCCGCCUGGUCUGCUCUCCCAAACCGGAGCUACAACCGGCCACUCCCUCACUACCAGUUGGACACUGUCCGGCAGCCACGAGGAGCUUCCUCUGCCUGUCCGUGAGUCCUGUGCGGACACGCAACUUCCCAGCAUGAGAAAGAGAGAGAGAGAGAGUGAGGCGUCAUACAGUCAUAAAGACAGAGGUCACGGUGAAAUAGAGGGCUCUGUCUCGGGGGGCUUGGCAGCUCCUCAGACCAGCCGGCCUGGAGAGAGUGAGACACCUCGGCUUCCUCCCUCCCUCCCCCCCCCUGCCAGUGUAAGCCGACUCGUCACAGUGGGGGAUCGGGUCACAGACCACAGCCAAGCCAGGUAAGCAGCGGGCAGUGGAGGGUAUGAGAAGGAUGUCUAGGCCCUGAAGCCCUGCAGCAUGUCAGACCAAGGAGACAAAUGCACCACCCCCCGCUGGAAACAUGAGGCCAUGCAAAAUGGGUACAUUCCCAGCUACCUGGACAAGGACGAGUUAUGUGUAGUAUGUGGGGACAAGGCUACAGGCUAUCACUAUCGCUGUAUCACCUGUGAAGGUUGCAAGGGUUUCUUCCGGCGUACAAUCCAGAAAAACCUAAAUCCGACAUAUGCGUGUAAGUACGGGGCGAAGUGCAUCAUCGACAAGGUAACCAGGAAUCAGUGCCAGGAAUGUCGCUUCAAGAAGUGCAUCGCUGUCGGCAUGGCAACAGACCUGGUGCUGGAUGACAGCAAGCGGCUGGCCAAGCGGAAGUUGAUUGAGGAGAAUCGUGAGCGGCGGCGGAAGGAGGAGCUCCAGAAGACGGUGUGGGAUCGUCCCGAACCGACCCAGGAGCAGUGGGACCUGAUCCGCAUGGUCACCGAGGCCCACAUGGCCACCAACGCCCAGGGCAACCACUGGAAACAGAAACGUAAAUUCUUGGUCGAGGAAGCAAUGCUACUUAAUGAAAUAACAUGUAAUUUAUUCUAUACUUCUGACCAGAGUGCAGUGGGGGUGAAGGAUACCAAGCCUGAGGACAUUGGUCAAGCACCCGUCGUAAAUGCACCUGAUGGAAGCAAAGUGGAUAUAGAAGCCUUCAGUCAGUUUACUAAAAUUAUCACCCCGGCCAUUACCAGAGUGGUGGACUUUGCCAAAAAGCUGCCUAUGUUCUGUGAGCUGCCUUGUGAAGACCAGAUUAUCCUACUGAAAGGUUGCUGCAUGGAGAUCAUGUCCUUAAGAGCAGCCGUUCGUUAUGACCCCGAGAGCGAGACGUUGACCCUUAACGGGGAGAUGGCCGUGACUCGCGGCCAGCUGAAAAAUGGAGGUCUGGGUGUGGUGUCGGACGCCAUCUUUGAUUUGGGCGUGUCGCUGUCAUCGUUCCACCUGGAUGACUCUGAGGUCGCUCUGCUACAGGCCGUCAUCCUCCUGUCUUCUGAUCGUCCCGGGUUGACCAGUGUCGAGCGCAUCGAGCGUUGUCAGGAGGAGUUCCUUCUGGCAUUUGAACAUUACAUCAACUACCGCAAACACAAGGUGGCGCAAUUCUGGCCCAAGCUGCUGAUGAAAGUGACAGACCUGCGUAUGAUUGGGGCGUGCCACGCCUCUCGCUUCCUGCAUAUGAAGGUGGAGUGCCCCAACGAACUCUUCCCCCCACUCUUCCUGGAGGUCUUUGAAGACUGACAGACGGACAAAAGGACGGACUGACACACACACCCUGCGGAGGUGUGCUUGUGUGCGUGCGUGGGCGUCUGGCGGGGCUACCACAGUUGGCCUCAGUACAGUUCUAGACGUCUUGGGACACAUUAAAACUCUUGUUAGCACUACUGAGUCUUCAUUCCAUAGCUUAGCUUUUGAGUUGCCCAGCUUCUCGGCCUAGUUCCUAUGGAUAGAACCUUCCCUUAUGAUGCGGGUACAUGGGAAUAGCAUUUCUCAGUUACUUCUUUCUAGUUUUUUUUGUGUUAAUUGUACAGUCAGUCAGAGCACUCACUCAGUCAGUCGUAUGAACCGUGCAAUGUGUAGUGUUUCAUUCUAGUUCCUUUUCAUUUUAAGAGCUGAGUCUACCAACCCUAAGAAGGACAGUGCUGUAGAAGAUGGUGACGGACAGCAGAAGCCAGUUAAACUGUAUUAGUCCCCUUCUUUUUGGGAUUCUUGUGCUACAAAAAUUCCCUGGUCAGGGGAGUUGUGGUAACUUCCACAGAGCAUCCC